Messenger RNA from Nothobranchius furzeri (turquoise killifish), 3989 nucleotides. It is a transcript of the gene kif20bb, whose product is annotated as kinesin family member 20Bb. Lineage: Eukaryota; Metazoa; Chordata; Actinopteri; Cyprinodontiformes; Nothobranchiidae. Gene Ontology annotation, cellular component: kinesin complex; nucleus; microtubule. Gene Ontology annotation, molecular function: ATP hydrolysis activity; ATP binding; microtubule motor activity. The record is from RefSeq and is a predicted model, not a curated record. Gene Ontology annotation, biological process: microtubule-based movement.
AGUUUAAACUACAGACCGCGGAGUGGAUAGCAAACAGAGCUAACCACAGCCCUGCGAGACUCUUCGAUGGAUUUUGUUUUAAAUAUAGUAUCUGGUGUAUAAAAAAUACCAAAAGUACGGUCGGGGUUGGGGAGAAGAUGGAGUCGUCCAUAGCUGAGAAGCAGGAGAAAGUGGGACCGGUGGAGGUGGAAGACAUCAGGAGAAAUCUGCUGAGGGAAUUUGAUGCUUUACCAACGCAGUCACAGACGGAGAACCUGCAGGUGUACCUGAGAGUUCGUCCUUUUACUGCAGCUGAAAGUGAUAAUGGAAAGUCACAGGACUGUGUGACCAUAGAAGGCCCAGACACUGUGAUCCUCAGACCUCCCAAGAGCAGUCAGUCAAAUCGACAGAGUGACAAAUCCCUCCCACAAACGGCACAAAGAUUUACCUUCACACAGGUGUUCAGCCCCGAGGCCAGUCAGAGGAAGGUGUUUGAGGGUUCUGUUCGUAGUUUGGUCCAAGAUGUUCUGCAGGGAGGCAACUGUCUGGUGUUUACCUAUGGAGUUACUAAUGCUGGGAAAACCUUUACGUUCCUCGGUCCUGACCACGAUUCAGGGCUGCUCCCCAGGUCUCUGUCAAUCAUCUUUAACAGCAUCGAGGGGAAUUUGUACAGCUGCUGUGAUUUGAAGCCUCAGCGAUGCAGAGAUUUCUCUAGACUGACCCCAGAUCAGCAGGCAGCUGAGGCCAUCUCCAAGAGGAACCUUUUUAGGCUCUUCAAAGAGAGUGAGAAGAUUCUGCCAGCUGGAAGGUCAACUUUCCUUGAAGGCUCAUCUCUCAGCAGCGACAGCAGUGUGAACAGUGUUUCUGAGGCCGACAGUUUCUGUCUGGAUGUUAAAUCAAACGUUCGCUUCUCUGUUUGGGUCUCAUUCUGUGAGAUUUACAACGAGAGCAUCCAUGAUCUACUGGAACAGGUUCCCGGCGGGCAACAGAAGAGAACGGUUCUGCGUCUUUCUCAGGACGUCAAAGGGAACUCCUUCAUCAGAGACCUGCGUUGGGUUCAGGUGAACAGCUCAGAGGAAGCCUACAGAGUCAUGAAGACUGGGAAGAAGAACCAGAGUUGCUUCUCUACCAAACUAAAUCAGCUGUCAAGCAGAAGCCACAGCAUCUUCUCCAUCAGGAUCCUCAGAAUCGAUGCCACUGGCGUUCCCAGAGUUCUCGGAAUCAGCGAACUGGCUCUUUGUGAUCUGGCCGGCUCAGAGCGCUGCUCUCGGACUCACAACACCGGGGACAGGCUGAAGGAGGCAGGAAACAUCAACACCUCUCUGCUGACUCUUGGGAAGUGCAUCAAUGCCAUGAGACUCAACCAGAAUGCCAAGUUCCAGCAUCAUGUUCCAUUCAGAGAGUCCAAACUCACCCACUUCCUGCAGUUCUUCUUCUGUGGCGCUGGCCGCGUCGCCAUGGUGGUCAACAUAAAUCAGCACUCCUACUGUUUUGACGAGACUCUCAAUGUCCUCAAGUUUUCUGCUCUGGCACAAAAGGUGGUGUUGAUGAACUCACAACCAACUGUCCUGAAUGAAGAGGAAGGCCCACUGAAGUCAGCCAUGGAGUUGUCCAUUGUCAUGGACAAGUCCGACCAACUUAGAAAUGUGUUGGGGCGAGGUAGAAAGAGCUCUCUGAUUGCCUGGGAGACUAGCCUGGAGGACGUGAAGGAGGCUGAGGAUGAUGAGGAGGAAGAAGAGGAGGAGGAGGAGAGUUUGAUGGAGGGAACUGUGCUGGAGAAUGGAGGUGAUGAGGAGGCUGAGGAUCAGACCAUGGAGGAGGAAGAGGGGUCGGACCGAGAGGCCGCACUGCGUUUGGUUCUGGAGGCUCAGAUCAGAGAAGAAGUCAGUGCUGAGUUCAUGGAGCUCUUCAAGAAGAUGGAGAAAGACUACAGUGAGCGUCUGGAGAAGGAAAGGGAGAUCUUGGAGAAGCGGGCUGACAGGAGGGUGGAGAUCCUAAAAAACCUCGUUGAUAAGACCGUCGACCUGCCUGCUUUCAACACCGAUGAUGGCCAGGAGAAAACUGCUUUGGAGGGAAUCCUCAGCUCGCUGUCUAAAGAUUUGAUGCAGAUCAGAGAGGAUGCUCAGAGUGUUCAGAACUGUUUGGCUGAGCAAACACACACUGCAGACUUGGAAAUGCUGCGGUUGGAGAAGCUGCAGCUACAGGACCAGCUGCAGGAAGCCUCUAGGACUCUGGAGCAGCAGCAGCACAUGUUAUCAGAAUUUGCCAACAGCUGUCAGCAGAAGGAUGAAGUGAUCAGUAAACUCCAGGAGGCCGUGGAGAGAGCCACUAGAGAUAGCGCAUCAUUCGGUAGCUGUGGGAGUAGGACCAGCGGGGAGGAGGAGAGGAGAAAACGCAAGAGAGAUGAUGCAGAGGAGGAGGAGGAAGGAGGAGCAGCCAAGAGAAUGGUUCUGGAGGAGGAGAUCUGGAGACUGCAUGAAGAAAAUGACAAGAAGGAGGAGACUAUCAGUGAGCUGAGGAGGGAGCUGGAGGAGAAACAAGGGAGAUGGGAGGAGGAGGUAGAGGAGCUGAAAAAGGAAAAUAGUUCAUUGGACGAGAAAGUCCAGAUACUGACAGAUCUGGAUGAGUGUGUGACCUGUAACUCGGUGCUUUCAUCUCUGGAGAUGGAGCAGAAGGAAACAGCCAGGCUUCAGAAGGAGAACAAAGCUCUGGUCAAUGGGAUCUUUCUGCUACAGACAGAGGUGGCUGCUCUGCAGACGGAGCUCAAACAGCAGACCAAUAAGUCUGACAGCCUAUCAGAGCAAUUCGACUCAGCAAAGUCCCGCCUCCAGAAUCUAGAGAACCAGUUGGAGGAGAAGACCGAUUCUAUCAAGAGGCUGACAGAAGAAGUUGAUUGUCUGCGACAGGAAGUCAAGGAGGAGGAAGGGCGGAGCAGGAGCAACAGCAGUGCUUUCCACACCGCCAUGGAGGAGCUGAAGAAGGAGAGCAAAGCAGCACUGCAGCGGUCUGCUCAAAAGUCCGAACAGAUCGAAGAGCUGCAGAGAGAGAAGCAGCAUCUGGAGGAGAUGCUGGAACACAGCAAGAACAGGUGCCAGGAGCUGUCCAAUCAAACCACAGAAUUAACUCACCAUCUGCAGAACCUGAGGGUGGAGUAUGAGUCAGAAGGUGGAGCUCUACGUCAAAGACUGGAGGAGAUGGGUAGAGCAGAAGAGAGGAGGCAAGAGCAGGAGAAAGAGGUGUCAGAGCUGCGUCUUUUAAUAUCGGAGAGAGAAACACUCCUGGAGGACAGUCAACAACUCACAGAGACUCUGAGACAAGAGCUUCAGCAUCUAAAGGAGAACCUGCAAAGGAGUGAGGAGGAGGGGGAAGAGGAGGAGGAGAAGGAGAACCUGGGAGUGAAAGAGAAGAGGGACAAACGGCUUUGCAGGAUGGGGGAUGAUAGAGAGGCUCAUCUUCAGGGGGAGUUGCAAGAUGUUUGUGCUUCACCUCUGAGAUCUGGCGGGACUGGCAGGAAGAAGAUUAGCAGAACCUUGGGCAGAAAGAGGAAGAACAGCGAAGGUUUGGUCUUCAAAGAAAACAAGAGCAGCAGAGUUAGAGUAGACACUUGCAGCAACAAACAGGAACAGGAGGGUGGAGCUCCGCUGAAGAUCAAAGAGCUGAUCCAGAACUCUCCUUCUUUUCUGAGAACCAAAGCUAAACCUGUCCCAGCUCCAGUCAGUGAUCAUUCAGUAGAGAAGGAGGCAGUCACCGUGGUAACCAAACCUCGGCGAGGACGUAGGAAGCUGUUCAAGUUGGAUACCUCGUCUCAGCUGGUUGACUCGCCACAUAUGAUGUCUGCAGGUGCAGAGGAUGACAAGGAGAGUGAUCACCUGAUCAUUAGGAGGCAACUACGUUCCAAAACGUGCAAGAAAUGAAAUCAAAGAAAUGGCUCAGGAUUUUUAAACACUUGUUUAUAAAUGUGUUCUUUUGACUUUUUUUUCUAUCUGUUAUUAUUAAAACACUUUAAAUGA